GUUUAUAAGAAUAUUUACCUGUUGAAUACUGCCUCAAGCUUACUAAAAUUUCAGUAUAGGAUACUUCAUUAAAGUGCUUUCAAACUUAAUGUCAGCUGGAAUAGAGUUUUAAAAAUGGAAAUAUUUCUAAUGGAGUAAUGGCUUCGGCAGCAGAAGAUUUUGAAACUUCAGAAUUAGAUUCAAUUAUAAAUGUAAUAGGCUUAACUCCAUCUGAUCCUCUGGACACAUUUGCAGAAAUGUGGUAUCAAGUAUUUUUAUGGGCUUUGUUUUCAUCACUAUUUGUACAUCUUAUUGCAGCAGGCAUAGCAUUUGGAACAUUAAGAAAACAUAAAUUAGGUCGUUUCAUGCCUCUUCUUAUUGUAAUAUUUGGAGUUGUUGCACCUUUAACAGGCGGUGUUGUUACAAGUGCAGCUAUUGCUGGAGUGUACAGGGCUUCCAGGUUCCAAAUGAUGCCAUUUUAUGCUCUUGUAUGGGGCGUUGGACAAACCAUUUUAGCUGCUGUUAUGUCCUUUACACGUAUUUUGGCUACCUUGUGAUUUCUAGUCAAAUAGAAGAUUUGCCAAUGUAAAAAAUAAAAAGAAUUCAUACUGCAGUAUUUACAUUGCAAUAAAAACAUAUUAAAUAAAUAUUUAUUUUAUUGUUAUGUAAAUAUUGUGAAUUCCUUUUAUUUUAAUUAAUGCUAUGGUCUUUGAAAAGAUUUUUCUGAGUUUCAAGUUAAACUUGGAGUUUAAUGAUGCCUCCACUAUCGGCUAUGAUCCGUUAAAGGAACAUUUAACAAAACUGUACAGGUCUGUUGAAUUUUAAAUGCUUCCUUUUGAAAUUUUACUUAUGCAUUAUUUAUUUAUGAAAAUUUCUUUUAAGAGUAAAUGAAGUCCAAAAUAUGUAAAUAUCAUAUUUUAAAAAAAAAAUAUUCUUUUUG
Molecule: messenger RNA, 919 nt
Organism: Centruroides sculpturatus (bark scorpion)
Lineage: Eukaryota; Metazoa; Arthropoda; Arachnida; Scorpiones; Buthidae
Product: transmembrane protein 170A-like
Exons: 4
Coding region: 138-536 (132 amino acids)
Source: RefSeq, a predicted model, not a curated record